GGUUUUAGUCGCGUAUUGAACGCGUUGCUGUACAAAUGAUGCGCUUACAACAGUUAAGCCUUGGCUCGCUAGCGCUGCUCGCUCUCCAGCUGGCGCUGCUACCAAUAGCAACGAGCAACAUGACAACAACAACAACAAGUGGAGCUGGCAUUGUGGAAAAGGUGCACAGUCGUCAGAAACGUUAUCUGGCAUUUCCGGAUGGCUCGUCGGUAUCGGCGGCGAUUUGUUUGACCGUCGGCAUGCUGGGCAAUCCGAAUGUGAACUUUAUCAGCUGGGCCGUCAACUGGGGUGUUGCCUACAAUUUGCCGAAUCACAAUUGGGUCAUACAGCAUGCGCAUGGCUUUGCCGCCAAUCUAACCAAGCCCAUGAUACAGCGACGCUCACGUCGCAGCUUCUACAACGAACUGCAAACGGCGAUAGAUCACAUGGGCUUCAAUGGACGCGACUGUGUGGCACGUGCGCUCUGCGAGAGCGCCAAGUAUUUGCAAACUCCAGGACGACGUGGCAACAUGCUGGAGCAGCUGGUGCGCACUGUAUUCAGUUUGCCCACAGCGCCAGUGGCAGCGCAUGAGCCGGCGUCGCAUCAUGAAUACGAUUCUAUAUAUCGCCGUUCCAAGCGUGAGCUGCGUGACUGCCAUGAGCUCUAUGCAGGCUGUCAGUUCUCCUUGUUAGCCUUGGGAUUGGGACACUAUGCAGCGGCGCCCGCUCAGUUCAAUAAACAUCAUUUUAUGUAG
This is a messenger RNA of Drosophila busckii, 734 nucleotides long. RefSeq lists its product as uncharacterized. The transcript is spliced from 3 exons. Lineage: Eukaryota; Metazoa; Arthropoda; Insecta; Diptera; Drosophilidae. Bases 36 to 734 code for a protein of 232 amino acids. The record is from RefSeq and is a predicted model, not a curated record.